CUUGGUAAAAUUCCCUAUUUUAAUGACAUUUAAAAGUGACGUGUUUGACACAUGUCAACAAAAAAUAUGGCAGAUGUGUCAAAAGCCCAAAAAUUGGCGUCUGCAAGAAAAAAGUUCAAGGAAUUAAAAAAGGAAAAAAAGAAGAACACUCCCCAGAAAGUACCCGAAAGUGUUGAAUCACCACCCACAAGUCGGGAACAGACACCUGUGGAAAGUUUUACAAAUGCAGUGAAUGAACCAACGCAACUUCCAAAUUACUUCAGUAAUGUAAACUUUAACAACGGUUAUCAGCAACCAGCGGCAUUUUUUGAUAACAUUUCACAAAACAAUGACCCUUUCGCGAGUAUCACGCCCUUAAACAAUCUCAAUGGACACCAACAGACUGAGCAGACUACUAGUGACCUUAAUAUGGGGUUUUCAGUACCUGAAGACAAUAAAAAUGAUGAAAUUACGAACUUUCAAGCUUUUGACAGCGUCAAAUUUGACCAGAAUUCUUCCCCAAGUCCCCAGUUGUCAACAGUUGAGAGUCUGCGUCAGUUGCAAGACCAGAUGGCUGAAUUAAUAAGUCCUAGCACUGAAAAUGACCCACCUAGGAUCGAGUCACAGCUGGAAAUCCGGAAUCAAGAAUUGGCAGAACUGCUUAAUCAAGAAAAAUUAAAAACAGAAGAAUUGAACGCUACUCUAAGGGAAUACCAGACAAAACUCAACCAAUUAGAAAGGGAACUAAAAGACAAGGAACUUAACACUGAUACUAUAGUAGAACAUGAAGUUAGCACUCUUAGAGAAGAGUUACAAUGUCAUGUCCAAACUGUAGGAAUUCUUGUAGCGGAAAAAACAGAAUUAGUUGCAAAUCUGAGCCAGUUCCAGUUGUCUGCGAAACAAAAAACAGCCGAAUGCGAGGAGUUGCAAGGCCGAUUGAAAACCUCUAGGUCACGGGUAGCAGACCUGGAGCGUGAAGUUGCACUCCUUAAAAACGAGAAAUCGCAAUACGACAAUAUGGGACGUGAGCAAAACUCCGAGUUGGAAAAGAUGAAACAAAAUUACCAAACUAUGAAAGAUGAGAAAGAAGAGUUGCUCCAGGAUUUGCUUGAGGCAAGGGAAAAGCUCAAAAGUAGUUCUGAGAAUUGUUUGGAAUUUCAACAACAGAUUAAGGAGUUGUCAAACCAGUUGUCUAUGGCCAAUAUUAAAAUCCAGCAACUCACAACUGGUGAUCAAGACAGCAGUGAGAUCGAAAAACUGACGCAGGAGAAAUUCGCUCUUGAGAAACAAGUCGCCGAUUUGAGUCACACUGUAAAAACUUUGUCGAAAGAGAGGGAAGAGUCUAGUCUACAGUAUCAGCAAUAUGCACAACAGUUGAAUGCACAAUUGUCGAGUCUGGCGAAUCGAUUAGAGACGUUGCAGAAAGAAAACGAAUCUCUGGCUAUACAAGAACAGAACAGGAUAAAACAUAUUAGCGAAUUGGAGAAACAAUUGCAAAGUUUGCAGAAUGAUCAAGUGACCUUUGCCGUUCAGAAACCCACCGGUGAAACAAAAGCCGAACUCGAAGCCGCCUUAGAAUUAGUCGAGAAACUCAAAAGUGAAAAUGUAGAAUUACAAGGUUAUAAUGUUAAGGUAGCAAACGAAAAGGAGUUGCUUUUGAAGGAGUUGGAAGCAAAAGGGGAGAGUAUAAGGGAGUUGGAGCGGAUCAUAGAAGAGUUGAGGACCAACCAACCCGACAGUGCUAAACUAUUAGCCAUUAUGGAGAGUGAUAAAGUCGCAGCGGCUCGAGCAGUUUCGCAAAACACCGAAUUGAAGAAUCAGAUGGAUAGUAUGCAGGAAGUUUUCAUCAAGUUGAAUAAUGAUAAAAUCGAAUUGACCGAAAAAUUAACGAUUGAACAGCGCAAUAAUAAGGACUUGUUAGAGAAGUUGCAAAAAACCGAAAUCCAUCUGCAAACAUUGGCCGACGCGAUUGAAAUCAAAGAUAAGGAGUUGUCGCAUCUUCGGGAAAGUUCGACCCAACUCGACAAACAAUUACUUCAAAGUGAACAGUUAAACGAUCGGUUGAGACAUUACGAAGCACAAGAUCAUAGUUCACAAGCGUUGCAAACCGAAUUGUUUCAAGCUAAUCAAACUAUAGAAAAAUUGAAUAAUGAGAUAAAACAACUGAAGGAGGGCGUGCAAGUGUCGUGUGAUGUCAGUAAUGACGUAAAAGAGUUGGAAGAGAAAGUGGAGAGAUUAGAAAUGAGGAAUCGGGAGUUGGAGGGGAAUGAAACUAAGGACGCUACUGAUAGUAACCAUAACGGAAUUGUUUUAGAUAAAGAGUCGGCCAUGAAACAUUUGGAAGAAAAAUUUUUGCAAACAAUGGAAGACAUUGCCAAUUUAACGGAAGAAAAGCAACGUCUCGAACACCUAGUGUUGCAAUUGCAAGGUGAAACCGAGACGAUAGGAGAGUAUGUGGCUCUCUAUCAGCAACAAAGGAGUCUCUUGAAACAAAAGACGAUCGAAAAAGACCAGCAAUUGUCCCAAUUGGCCAAUGACCGGGAGUUAAUGAAGGCCAAGUUAGACAAAUUGAACGAAUUGGUGAAAAAGCUUAUGCUUGAAAAAGGGACCGUUCCGUCCGAAUUGCUGGAACAUCACCAAAACAAUCAUCUCUGCGAAGAACACGCGAAAAUCAAUAACGAAAUAAAUAAAAUCGCACAGAAUACAAUUACGGUCGAACCAAGUGAUAAUCAAAGUACGGAAACUGCCGAAGAGAUAAUCGCACUCUUGUCGGAGAUUAAAACGAGUAAUUUGAUACAACCAACUGAGAAUAUACAUCAUUGUCCAUGGUGUUCGGGCCAACUUAUUACGGUAUAAAUGGGAUAUUGUAAUUAUAUUGUUAUUUUAAAUAGCUUGAUUAAAAUUUAUUACAUAAUGGCA
Molecule: messenger RNA, 2898 nt
Organism: Tribolium madens (black flour beetle)
Lineage: Eukaryota; Metazoa; Arthropoda; Insecta; Coleoptera; Tenebrionidae
Product: golgin subfamily A member 2
Exons: 3
Coding region: 52-2835 (927 amino acids)
Biological process (GO): Golgi organization
Cellular component (GO): Golgi cis cisterna; cis-Golgi network; Golgi apparatus
Source: RefSeq, a predicted model, not a curated record